Messenger RNA from Sinocyclocheilus grahami, 3273 nucleotides. RefSeq names its product TBC1 domain family member 2A-like. The transcript is spliced from 15 exons. Gene Ontology annotation, biological process: regulation of GTPase activity. The record is from RefSeq and is a predicted model, not a curated record. Lineage: Eukaryota; Metazoa; Chordata; Actinopteri; Cypriniformes; Cyprinidae. Bases 12 to 3008 code for a protein of 998 amino acids. Gene Ontology annotation, molecular function: GTPase activator activity; small GTPase binding.
UUUUUCCCGAAAUGUUAUUAUUGCUAAUGAAUUCUUCAGUGGUUUCUCUAUGCUUGAUUUACAGGAACACAGUGCACAGUUUCCGUAACCGGCACUCACAGGAAAUUAGACAAAGUGUUUUCCAUAUUGAUGACUCAACUGACAAACAAAAAACACCCUCAUCUAAGACAUCCACUUUAGCGGUUCCUACAUCCAGUUCAUCUCAAAGCCCAGAAUCCCCUGCUAAUGCCAGGUCUGAGCAUGAUCUCUCCACCAUUUCACCAAUCAGAAAGAGUAGCAAAGAAAAGUCCACAUCACUGGAGCUCAAGGACACAUCUCGACUUCAACAUGAAAAACUUUACCUGGCAGAAGAGGUCAAAGCGCAGAAGGAGUUGGUGUUGCUGUUACAUAAGGUGCUAGAAGCUGCUCAGCUGGAGAAGCGCACCUGUGCUCAGUUUCUAGCCGCUGAGGGAGAGCAGGAGCGCUUGGAGCUCCUCAGACACGGCGAGCAGCGUGCGGCCGAACUGCAAGACCAUCUGGAGUCCCUGCAGCAAGAGAACGAGAACCUACGGAGGGAUCUGAACCAGAGGGACGCCCAUAUCGCCGAACUCCAGGAGAGCGUCCAGCUCCUGAUGCACAAGAAUCAGGCCAAACAGGAAGUAAUAGUGAAGCUGUCUGAGAAGUUAGCAGUCUGUGGGGAAGACCAGCAGUGCACCAAUGGGCUGCAAUCAGAGGCCUUAAAACAGCUAACAAUCGAGAAUGAGAAUUUGAAAGAUGAUUUGAAGGCACAUAAAACUCAGAACCAGUACCUAAACUCUGAGAUCUAUCAUCUGACGACACUUUGGAGAAAAAGUUGCGAACAGGAGCAAAGUCUGAUAGUAAAGUGUGCUGUUCUGGAGGCCAACAGCUGUCAGAUGGAAAGCAGAUACCUGGGAAUCCUCCAGAAGCUCCAGGAUAGUAAGGAAUUGAAUCCAGAGCAGAGAGAAGUGGUCAAGAAGGUGGUUAAGGAUGCAGUUCGGUCAGACCUGAGGACUGCCGUCAAACUAAACUCAAUCAGGGAUUACGAUGAAUAUGGAUUUACGAUUGCAAUGGACUACAAAAUUGAGGACCUGAAGCUCCUUGCUAAGAUCCAGGCUCUGGAGAUUCGAUCCCAAGCCCUGCUGAACCAGGAGGAAUGCGACGGGCCAUUGUUGGCUCGUUGCGCUCAGCUCCUGUUUGGACGCCCUGAAGGAGAACUGUCUUCAUCCACAGAACUGAAGAAUCUCCUCCGGACGGGCUUACCACGCGAGUACCGUGCGAGGGUUUGGCGCUUUAUUAUACAGACUAGGACCAAGUCUCUAAAAGAGCGUCAACCCGACCGCUAUCAGGAACUGUGCGAGAAGAGCAGAACAUCGCCUCACCUGGUGCCCAGACAGAUUCAGCUGGACCUGGAUCGUACGCUGACCUCCAAUCAAUACUUUUCCCCUCCUUCAAGCCCCUUGAUUCAGAAGCUGGAGAGAGUUCUGCAGGCGUUCUCUUGGCAAAACCCUACCAUCGGCUACGUGCAGGGACUCAACAGUAUGCAUGAUUGCAACUUUACACCAAGCCAAAAUGUGAUCAUAUUUCUAUUUCAGGAUGAUUUGAAGGCACAUAAAACUCAGAACCAGUACCUAAACUCUGAGAUCUAUCAUCUGACGACACUUUGGAGAAAAAGUUGCGAACAGGAGCAAAGUCUGAUAGUAAAGUGUGCUGUUCUGGAGGCCAACAGCUGUCAGAUGGAAAGCAGAUACCUGGGAAUCCUCCAGAAGCUCCAGGAUAGUAAGGAAUUGAAUCCAGAGCAGAGAGAAGUGGUCAAGAAGGUGGUUAAGGAUGCAGUUCGGUCAGACCUGAGGACUGCCGUCAAACUAAACUCAAUCAGGGAUUACGAUGAAUAUGGAUUUACGAUUGCAAUGGACUACAAAAUUGAGGACCUGAAGCUCCUUGCUAAGAUCCAGGCUCUGGAGAUUCGAUCCCAAGCCCUGCUGAACCAGGAGGAAUGCGACGGGCCAUUGUUGGCUCGUUGCGCUCAGCUCCUGUUUGGACGCCCUGAAGGAGAACUGUCUUCAUCCACAGAACUGAAGAAUCUCCUCCGGACGGGCUUACCACGCGAGUACCGUGCGAGGGUUUGGCGCUUUAUUAUACAGACUAGGACCAAGUCUCUAAAAGAGCGUCAACCCGACCGCUAUCAGGAACUGUGCGAGAAGAGCAGAACAUCGCCUCACCUGGUGCCCAGACAGAUUCAGCUGGACCUGGAUCGUACGCUGACCUCCAAUCAAUACUUUUCCCCUCCUUCAAGCCCCUUGAUUCAGAAGCUGGAGAGAGUUCUGCAGGCGUUCUCUUGGCAAAACCCUACCAUCGGCUACGUGCAGGGACUCAACAGACUGGCAGCCAUUGCUCUGCUGGUACUACAGGAUGAGGAAGAUGCCUUCUGGUGCUUGGUAGUGAUUGUGGACUACAUCAUGCCUCCCCAUUACUACACUAAAGACCUGGUGGGCUGUCAGGCUGACCAGCGUGUGCUAAAGGACCUCAUGUCUGAGAAGCUGCCUCGACUCACGGCUCAUCUGGAAGCGCUAAAAGUAGACGUAUCACUCAUCACUGUUGAAUGGUUUCUGGUGUUGUUCGUUGAGAGUCUGCCUACACGCAUACUGUUUAAAGUAUGGGACGCCUUCCUGUAUGAGGGCAUCAAGGUGAUAUUUCGCUAUGCAUUGGCUCUUUUCAAAUACAAAGAGGAAAUCAUCUUAAAGAUCGAUGACAGUGUUGAGAUGUACCAGUAUCUCCGCAUCUUCCCCUACACCAUUGCAGAUGGAAGGAAGCUGACAAGCAUUGCCUUCAACGAUAUGAACCCACUGCCCAUGAAGCUGCUACAGAACCGUCGUGCUGCACAUCUGGAACGCCUCCAUGCUGAGAUUAAAGAGCUGGAGAACUUACGGAAAGCAUACAAAGCUGAACAAGUCCAGUGCAAAGACAAAGAGUUGGACACCCUGGCUAGUGAGGAUGAAGAGGAGGUAUAAGACAUCAAACAUAAGCUCUUGAUGCAUGUGCUGAAGCCUUGAAUGCUGAGUGAGAAACACUAAAGAAAACGAACUCCUCAACAUUUAUUCACCCUCAUGUUGUUCCAAACCCACAAGUAUAAGUUCUUUUCCAUUUAAUGAAAGUGAAUGGAGAUGGCACAAUAAAUUAAUCUAUUUAACCAUAUUGCAAGUCUUCCAAAGCUAUAUAAUGAGUGGAUAUAUGACGAGGAAAAGACCAAACACAAAUAUCAUUUGCAAAAAAAAA